AUAAUCACAGUAUUACGGUUAAUUUUAAUAUCGUUCUAAACAUUUUUAAUGGUUAAUGUUAAAAGUUUAGUGUAGAAAGUUGAUGAAAAGUAACAAAAUAUUUUGUAAGAGAUAAUAGUAUUUUGUCUAUUAUGAAAUCAUGAAGAACGACUGUACCAAACGAACUAAGGCAUCUAAAACUCCUGUAGAAGUAUCUGAAUCGUUACAAAAGCUUUCCAAAGUUGUUGAUAAUGUGCGACAAUCAAUCGGUAAUAUUCCUGUUAUACCAUCUACCAGUGCGAAAUCUGAAUCUACAGAACUGCCACCUGUGGCUACCCAAAUCGAAACAGAAGAAGACAUUGAAAAAAAAGAGAGAGAAACAUUGUUGAACUUCAUUUCAGAAUGUGUUACCAGGCAAGAAGAAAAGAAAACAUUAAGACAAAAUAAUCAAGAAUGUGUAUUCCCUGAUGAAUCGGAUAUAUCUAAAAGGGAUUCUAGCUUGAAAAAAAAUACAGCAUUCAUUAGAAAACUUAAAAAUUUCCCCCCUCCUCAACUUGACCAGUUACUCAAAGACAUGAACUCUUUGAAUUUAACUAAAUAUUUAUCCGAAGUUGUGUCAGCUCUUACUGAAAUCAAAUUAAAAAUGACAGAAAUUGAUGCCAUGAUAUUAUUAUGCACUCAAUUAAAUACUACUUACUCAGAUUUCUCAAAGAUUUUCUUUGAGCAGUGGCAAAAAAUAUUAAAUAUUAAAAAAGAUGAUAAAAUAACCAAUAUGAGUAAAUUUAGGGUUGAUCUUAGAUUAUUUGCUGAACUUACAUCUGCUGGUAUUAUACCUCAAAAAGAAGGUCUUGUAUUACUUGGCAAUAUAUUAACUAUUUUGAUUAACUCAGAUCUUCAGGAACAUAAUAAUUUAAAUAUUAUCCUUAGCUUUUGUAAAUAUUGUGGUGACGAUUAUGCUGGAUUGGUUCCUAAAGAAAUGCAAGAUCUAGCUGAUAAGUUUGAUAUUGAAAUACCAAAAAGUAAUAUGAUUUCUAGUGACAAACAGAAAAAUGUAAGAGCAUUGUUAAAAGAGUAUUAUAUAUCUUUAAACAAUCACAUAAAAAGAAUGCAUAAUGAUUUAGAGUAUGCUGAAAAACAAAAUGAAAAAAUUUUACAAACCAAAGGUGAACUAAGGCCAGAACGUAAAGCUAAAAACGAACAAAUGAAUGUUACUUAUCAAAAACUUUAUAGUUCGGCUUUAACUUUUGCUGAUAUACUCAAUGAACCAGUCAUUAUAUUAAAAGAAGAAAAAAAGAAUAGUUCAACUGAGGAUUUGACUGAUUCAGAACUAGAUAUUGUAGGAACACCAACACUAUCAGAAUUAACUAGUCUUUGGGAAGAUGAGGAAACUCAAAAGUUUUAUGAAGAAUUUCCAAAUCUUAGUAAUUAUAUUCCUGAUAAAAAUAAGAAGAUUGAAGAGCCUGAAGAACCUGAAGUUGAAUGUAAUACAAAAAAAAGUUUAUCAGAUAUUAAAGAUGCUGUGGACGUUGAAGUAUCCAAUAUUGGUACCAAAGUUAUAUUUGAAUCAUUUGUUGAACAAUUACCAAAAUGUGUUAAUCGAGAAAUGAUUGACAAUUUGGCUAUUGAAUUUUUAAUUUAUCUCAACACUAAGAAUAAUCGUAAAAAAUUAGUUAAAGUUUUAUUCAGUGUUCCUAGAACCAGAGUAGAUCUGUUGCCAUUCUACACACGUUUAGUAGCUAUUUUAAAUCCUUUAAUGCCAGAAGUGGCACUUGAACUUUGUUCUUUAUUAAAAAGUGAUUUUAGAUAUAAUGUAAAGAAAAAAGAUCAGAUUAAUAUUGAAACAAAACUUAAAGUUGUUCGCUAUAUUGGGGAAAUGGUUAAAUUUAACCUUAUGAUUAAAUCUGAAGCGUUGCAUUGUUUUAAAAUGUUACUUAAUGAUUUUAGUCAUCAUCAUAUAGAAAUGGGUUGUGCUUUAUUAGAAACAGCUGGACGAUUUUUGUACCGUUCUCCAGAUAGUCAUCACCGAACCAAAAUUUAUUUGGAACAAAUGAUGAGAGUCAAAUCCAUUUCAGCUCUGAGACCUGUAUAUGUCACAAUGAUUGAAAAUGCAUAUUACUUUGUAAACCCUACUGAUUCACCAGCAAUUAUGAAAAAGCAGAGACCUAUAUUACACGAGUUUAUCAGACAUUUACUUUAUAAUGAGUUAAAAGAUGCACCCGAAAAAGAGAACAUCAUUUUAGAUCUUCUUAAACAAAUGGAUUGGGAAAAUAGUGCAGAGAAAACUUAUUUGAUAAAAUGUUUGACUGAAGCUUGGAAUGUUACUUAUCCAAUGAUAUCAGAUUUGGCAUGUUUAGUUGCUGCUUUUGUUGAUUAUGAUGAUUCAAUUGGAACACGUGUUGUGGAUGGGGUUAUGGAAGAUAUCCGUGUAGGUUUAGAAACAAACUUAGUAAAAUUUAAUCAGAGGAGAAUAGCUAUGAUCAAGUAUUUUGGUGAACUAUAUAAUUAUAGGCUAAUAGAAAGCAAUGAUGUCUUUAAAGUGUUGUAUAGUCUUGUAUCAUUUGGUGUAGUAUAUGAUCCAGAUUUUUAUUCCACAUUUGAUCCUCCUGAAAAUCUAUUUAGAUUGAGACUUAUAUGUGUUUUACUUGAUACUUGUGGUGAAUUUUUUAAUCGAGGCCCUGGUAAACUUAAAUUAGAUUGCUUUAUUUUAUAUUUUCAAUAUUAUUUUUGGUUAAAAAAAUCAAGUACUACUUGGGAUACUCAAAAUCCUUUUCCUGUUACAGUAGAUUACUUGGUUACAGACAUAUUAAAAAAACUUCGACCUAAUUUGAAGAUGAAAAACUGUUUUCUUGAAGCUCAAAAAGUAGUUAUUCUACUUCAAGAAAGACUUAUUCAACAGUAUAAUCUCAAACAAAAAGAAGAAUCUCAACUAUCAACGAUUGAUGAAGAAACUGAUGAUAAACAACAUUUAGAAGAGGAUGACUCUGAUAUGGAUUACUCAGAAGACGAAGAUAGUGACGGUACUGUUUGUAGUGAUAAAAUUCCAGUUGAACCAGUCCGUCGAAAAAUUGAAGAUCCUGAAGACUUUGAAUUUUUAGAAUCUUUUGAUAAAAUGGUCAGCGAUAACAUACAAGAAAGAACAAAAGAAGCGACACGUCCACAAACGGAAAUAUCAAUACCAUUUCAUUUAAAGAAAUAUAGUAAAAAAACAUAUGAGCAGUUACAGAAUACUAAUGAAGAUAACUCUGUUAACUUUAUAUUGAUGUUAAAAAAAGGAAACAAACAAACAUUCAAGAGCUUACAAGUGCCAGUGGAUUCUGAAUUGGCAUCAAAUCUAAAGAGCCAAGAAAUGGCUGAACAGGCAGAGUUAAGAAGAGUUAAGCAACUGACUCUGGAUAUCAAUAAUAGACAAGAAGAAGAAGAUUAUAAAGAUUUAGCUCAAGUAAUGCAGAAACCAAUUACUACUACUUUUAAAGAUAAAAAGCCCCCACCAAAUAAAGGAACACCAGACGCAGAAACAAUAUUUGGGAAGAAAAAAAGUGACAAAUGGGUUUAAUGGAUCAAAGAAUAUCUCCAUGCCUCCAUGUUUGGUUUGAACCUAACGAGAAUGACCCAAAUUAUUUGUGAUAUUAAUUUAAGCAUUUUCAUAAAGAAGUACAAGUAAACAAAAUUAGCUAAAUGUGUAUUUAUUUUUUGUUCCAAUAAAAGUAAUGUUUAUUUUUGUUAAAAAUUAUAUUAAUUGAAUAUGGUCAACUUUUAUUAUACUCUAAAUAUAAUUUAUUGAACCAUAGUUUUAAUCAACUUUAAAUUUAGUGAAGCUUUAUUUUUUUUCACAGAAUAUAAUUAUAUUUCUUGUAUAUUUUAAACUAUAUUGUUACUGUUGCUUAAGUGACAAUGGUUUACAUAACUUCUGUCCAGGGCAAUAUUUGACUGAUAUUUUUUUUUCACUUUUAAUUAAUACUAAUUUUGUAUUAAUACAAUAUGCCUUACUUAACUGUUAUUUUAUGUAAAAGAAUGAGAUAUAAAUAUUGUUUAUUACACCAUAAAUUACAUACCAUCCAUUUAGUGUUACAAUUAUUAAAUUAUAAUUUAUUUUUUUAAUAUUGAAAAACUAAAUUAUUAAGUUUUUGAUGAAAAUAAUAUUUGAGAAUAACAUAAUAUACCCAUACUGUUGUCAAUAAAAGUCUUAAGUAGAUUGUAAAUUUGUAAAUAUACACAAUUGUCUGUUAAUAUAUUAAUGUUAUUAUAUUUUAAAUUAAGAACAUAAGUAUAUUGAAAAUAUUAUAUUUA
This is a messenger RNA of Aphis gossypii (cotton aphid), 4266 nucleotides long. It is a transcript of the gene Upf2, whose product is annotated as regulator of nonsense transcripts 2. Gene Ontology annotation, cellular component: exon-exon junction complex; cytoplasm. Gene Ontology annotation, molecular function: RNA binding; protein binding. NCBI's taxonomy places the organism in Eukaryota, Metazoa, Arthropoda, Insecta, Hemiptera, Aphididae. Gene Ontology annotation, biological process: nuclear-transcribed mRNA catabolic process, nonsense-mediated decay. Bases 140 to 3532 code for a protein of 1130 amino acids. The transcript has 3 exons. The record is from RefSeq and is a predicted model, not a curated record.